CUUUUUGCUUUAUAAAUAUCCGCACUUAGUUACGCACUCGAAAAAGCUAACUCUCCGUCGUAUCCUUCUCAUUCCUUUUAGAUCCUCGAUUCUACCGCCGCCACCGCCUGCCUUAUCCCUCUCUCCGCCGAAUAUGGCGCCGCCGACGGCCGCAGCUCAAGGCGGCCAGGCACCGCAAGGGAGACAACAGCAACAACAAGGAGGCUUUGGCCUCACCGGAAUUAUCCGCAUAGCGGUUUUCUGGUACUUCGCCUCCAAACUGUUCUCUCCUAAAAAACCUACCGAACCUUCUGCUCUCAUCAACAAUCUCUUCCAGAAAGGCCAGCCACUGGACAUGUGGUUAUAUAUCUCUGAGCGUGAGAAGUUCAACGACUUUGGUCGUGAAAGUGCUCUUGUUUGGCAUGAAACCAAUAUUCCAUAUGCUGUUUGGGGACCUGAGAGUACCAGGACUCUUACUUUGAAGUAUCACGCAUCUGAGGCUUUGAAGAACAAUGGGAGUCUGUAUGCUCAUGUUUUCUUUGCACAUUCUGGAUACUCGCCUGACCCAAGUGAUCCAGAAUACCAACCUCAAGCAGCAUUUGGAAGAACACAUCCUGUUGUGAUAUACUUGCCCAAGUCAAAAGCAGAUAAAAAGAAAAGUCUAUUGGGGAAUUCACCGGAUUCUACUGAGGGCCAAGCGACAUCCAAGGUGGUUGAUGAUACCGAAGAUGAUUCUAAGGAUGAAGGCCCUGUCGAGUGGGUUUCAUAUUGGAAACCAAAUAUAACUAUAAACUUGGUUGCUGACUUCACACAGUAUCCAAAAACAGGCAUACCACCAAACAUUGCUCCAUACAUGAAUAUCGAUCCUUUCACUGGGAACUACUAUCCAACUGUCUUUUUCAAUGAGUUCUGGUUACUCAGGGAUAAGUUGAUAGCUUUGAAUGAGACAGUAACUGAGUUACCACUUAAUCUGGAGGUUGGUCCCAUUAGUAUGACAAAGUGGCAAUUAUUCAUGCAGAUCGACCAGUCAUUUCAGAUUCAUCGUAAUUAUGGAAGCAUGCUUGAAGGCGAAGCUGAUGAAUUAAAGAGGGUAUUCUUGGAAGGAAAUCCUUACCUCCUGGGAGUUACGAUGAUCGUAUCUUUACUUCAUUCUGUUUUUGACUUCUUGGCUUUCAAGAAUGAUAUCCAAUUUUGGAACAAAAAUAAAUCCAUGGAGGGACUGUCUGCAAAGACAGUUGUUGUGAGCUUUAUUUGUCAGCUUAUUAUCUUCCUUUAUCUGCUUGACAAUGACACCUCCUGGAUGAUUCUUGCAAGCUCUGGAAUUGGCGUUGUUAUUGAGUUCUGGAAAAUUGGAAAAGCCAUGCGUAUAGAGAUUGAUAGGACAGGAAAAAUACCUAUGUUGAGGCUCCGAGAUCGGGAGUCAUAUGUAAGGAACAAGACAAAGGAGUAUGAUGAUAUUGCAAUGAAGUAUUUAUCCUAUGUUCUAUUUCUCCUUGUUGCUGGCUUCUCCAUUUACUCAUUGAUGUAUGAGCGUCACAAGAGUUGGUAUUCUUGGAUUUUGUCUUCACUCACAAGCUGUGUCUACAUGUUUGGUUUUAUUAUGAUGUGCCCUCAGUUGUUCAUCAACUACAAGCUUAAAUCUGUUGCUCAUCUACCUUGGAGACAAAUGACUUACAAGUUCCUCAAUACCAUCAUUGAUGAUCUUUUUGCCUUUGUCAUCAAAAUGCCAACACUACAUCGUCUCUCUGUCUUCCGCGAUGAUCUCAUCUUCCUCAUAUAUUUAUACCAACGGUGGAUCUAUCCAGUGGAUAAGAAACGUGUAAAUGAGUUUGGUUUUGGAGGCGAGGAUGAGGAUCAGGCUGUGGAAUCUUCAGAGGUGGUUGCUGCAAAGGAAGAAGAGAAGAAAACCAAUUGAUUUAGUUUCCUGUCGGCCACUUUUGAUAGAAUUCUACAGUGAACACCAUAAACUGCAGAAUUCAAAUGGGGACUAAUUUAUUUUUCUCCCCCAUUUUUUUUCUUUGCUUUACAUUUGCUAUUAGAUAGGACUGAAGGAUGAAGUAUCUAUACAGCUUUUUGUUUUUGUUUUGUGAAGUAGAAUUUCCUUAACAAGAAUAUCUUUAGUUUUAUUUAUUUAUAUUUGUCA
Molecule: messenger RNA, 2122 nt
Organism: Arachis stenosperma
Lineage: Eukaryota; Viridiplantae; Streptophyta; Magnoliopsida; Fabales; Fabaceae
Exons: 12
Coding region: 134-1894 (586 amino acids)
Cellular component (GO): membrane; endomembrane system
Source: RefSeq, a predicted model, not a curated record